This is a messenger RNA of Penicillium oxalicum, 1869 nucleotides long. Its product is annotated as DEAD/DEAH box helicase. The transcript has 8 exons. The record is from RefSeq and is a predicted model, not a curated record. NCBI's taxonomy places the organism in Eukaryota, Fungi, Ascomycota, Eurotiomycetes, Eurotiales, Aspergillaceae. Gene Ontology annotation, cellular component: nucleus. Gene Ontology annotation, molecular function: RNA helicase activity; RNA binding; ATP binding. Bases 1 to 1869 code for a protein of 622 amino acids.
AUGGCAUCUACUGAGGAUUCCAACGAUCCUUUCCUUGCCCAGGAUCCUGUCAACCAUCCUGAGAAUGCCCCCGAUUUUGCGUCAAAUGAUACUCAGGAUCUCCAGGGCCAAGGGAACGAUGACAAUGAAAAUGCCUGGACCACAUCUGAUCCUGCCAUCCCUUCUCAGGGCACUGAUAAUGUCAACACUGAUCCAGGUUCCCCCAAGUGGGGUGGUAAUGCUGCUCGCUAUGAGUGGAAGGAUGAAUAUGGUGACGUCGGACCUCGAAACGAAGAGCUUGAACGUGAGCUCUUCCAUGAUGAGCACAUUCCCCGCCCCGGUGAUCAUGCUGCCGACUUGCAGACCCCCGGAGAGGCGGCUCCCUACCAUGUUUCCAUCCAGAGCGAUCUCAAGCUCCAGCCCGUUCGGGAAUUCAAUGAGGCUGGUCUGCACCCAGUAAUGGUCGAAAAUCUGCAGCAUUGUUUGUACUCGUGGCCUACUGCCAUCCAGUCCUACUGUAUCCCCGCCCUUCAUGAAAACUUGGAUGUGAUUGGAAUUGCCCAAACUGGCUCGGGCAAAACCGCUGCUUUUCUGAUUCCGAUUAUCUCGGAGCUGAUGGGCAAGGCCAAGAAACUCGCCGCCCCUCGGCCAUUUGUUGGAGACUCUAACACCAAAGAAGGCUAUCGCGCCGAGCCGUUGGUCCUCAUCAUCUGUCCCACUCGAGAACUGGCAAAUCAGAUUUUUGAUGAGGCCCGCCGAUUGUGCUAUCGUUCCAUGCUUCGUCCAUGCGCUGUCUACGGUGGAGCCCCCGUCCGACUUCAGCGUGCUGAGCUUCAACGGGGCUGCGACAUCCUGGUCGGUACUCCUGGUCGUAUUCUGGAUUUCCUGCGUCAGCCCAAUGUGCUCUCGUUCAACCGCAUCCGGUACGCCGUCAUUGACGAGGCAGAUGAGCUUCUCCAGUCUAACUGGGAAGAUGAUUUCAACAUGCUCAUUGGAGAUAUCGGUUCCGGUCGUCAUGUCAGCCCCCGAUUUCUCAUGUUUUCUGCGACUUUCAACGAAGAUUGCCAGAAGCUUGCCCAGAAGUACCUGAGCCCCAAUUCUGUUCGCAUCCAGAUUUCACGUCCUGGAAGUACUGUUCGACAAAUUCGCCAACAAGUCGUGUGGGUUGAUGAGGACCGGAAGCGUCAAGCACUUGUCGACCUUAUCAUGGGGUUGCCCAAAGGUAGAACACUGAUUUUUGUCAAUUCUAAGAUCGACGUCGAUUACGUUGAUGACUAUCUCUUCAACUCUGGGUUGCCAUCGACCUCCCUGCACGGAGACCGAACUCAGCGUGAGCGUGAAGAUGCGCUUCGUGCUUUCCGUACUGCCAAAUGUCCUCUUUUGGUUACCACCGGUGUGUCCGCGCGUGGAUUGGAUGUCAUCAACGUCAUGCACGUUAUCAACUACACUCUUCCCCGUGAUAACCGUGGUGGUAUCACCGAGUACAUCCAUCGGAUUGGUCGUACUGCACGCAUCGGCAAUCAAGGUGUCGCUACCUCCUUCUACAAUGACAACAAUCGGGACUUGGCUCCUGCUUUGGCCCGACUGCUUCAAGAGAGUAGCCAGCCCAUUCCGGACUUUUUGAACAAGUUUUUGCCCGCCCCUGAUGCCCUCACUUUUGAUGAGGACAUGGCUGGUUCAGCCAAGAAAGACUCCGCUACAGGGAAUACCUGGGAGCGUGGUGACGGAGCGGAUUGGGAGGAGAAGCAGCAGCUGGAUGAAAAUGAUCCUUGGGGUCAGCAGCGUGCUGGUUUGUUGUCUGGUCACGAGGAGCCAGAGGAGCGUUAUGCGACAAGUGAAGGUGAUGCGCAUGACACAACUGCCUUCGACAAGAAUGACAUUUCCUGGUAA